Messenger RNA from Closterium sp. Naga37s-1, 1695 nucleotides. NCBI's taxonomy places the organism in Eukaryota, Viridiplantae, Streptophyta, Zygnematophyceae, Desmidiales, Closteriaceae. The record is from the annotation of a GenBank genome assembly.
AUGCCGUUGCUCUUACUUUCGUCAGCCAGCUUCGUUGCUUGUGCUCUCUUUGAGUCGUUCCUGCUCUUCUUGCUUGGCUUGCGUCCCCUGCCCCGCCAUCGCGCAUGCCUUCCCCUCCUUCUCGCCCCCCAUUCCUCCCUCCUGCCUCUCGUCCAUCCCCCAUGCGCCCUCUUGCUUUCCUUCCCGCCCAGCCCCCAUAAUCUCUUGCUUCCCGGCCGCCCAUCCCUGCUUCCUGUCCGCCCACCCUCCCCUCCCUCCUUCCCUGUCGCCCCCCCUCCCCCCCUCCCUGCUUCCCCGUCCGCCCCCCUCCCUGCUUCCCCGUCCGGCCCCCCUCCCCCCUCCCUGCUUCCUGUCCGCCCCUCCCCCCUGCUUCUCGUCCGCCCAUCCCUGCAGGGCGGUGCAUCACAACCAGCUGUCAGGACCCUCCAGGAUGCAACAAACUCUCAGUGGGUGUGGGUGACGCAGGGGGAGCAGCAGGAGGGAACUGAAGCAGGAGGGGAGGGCGGGGGGAAUAGCAAUGCAGUGGCAUGGCUGGCUGUGGAAGGAAAUUGUUUGGGGAGUGAGGGGGUGGGGCAGCAGCGGGGGCCGACAGAGUGUGCGGCGGUGUGUGGGAUAGAGUCAAGGCAGGGCCCCUGUGGGGGUGCGGGUGCGGGGCAGUGUGUGGUGCAGAGCGGUUGGCCGCCGUCCCUCUCCUGCUCCUGUGCCAGUGGCUACGUUGCUGUUACUGCUGCCGGCACUGCCAACACCACCACUUGCCAACUGCCGCCUCCUUCCCCUCCCGCUCCCGCUAACCAUUGCCCCGUUUUCCUAAACAUCCCCUUCCUUGGCAGUGGCCUCCCUGUCCACAGGUCACUCAUUCCUCUUUGGUCACUCUCUCCCUCCCUUUGUCCUCCUGUGGUCACAGAGAAGUGGGAGGGGUUGGAUGUGCGAGCCAUGGCCUCUCUCCACCACGUGCAUCUCGUGCGCCUGCUGGGCUUCUGCCUGGAUCAGAACGUGGAGACGGGCAAGCAGGAGCAGAUCCUGGUCUACGAGUUCAUAGGCAACAGGGACCUCCAGUACCAUAUCCAUGCCACCAAGCGUGAGUUGCUCUGGCGUGAGUUGCUCUGGUCCGCUCUCGCUGCGCCAGAGGUGGCUGACUUUGGACUGCUCAAGCGCCUCACUCACGGCGAUGCUGAUGCCACACGAGUGGCCGGCACUCCUGGCUAUGUGGAUCCGGACUACAACCGCACCAGCGUCAUCACUGCCAAGAGUGACGUGUUCAGCUUUGGGAUCGUUCUUCUUGAGCUGUUGAGUGGGAAGGCGCCCAGAAUCGACGAGAAAACGCAUAUAAGAAAAUGGGCAGUAAAGCUGGUGGAGGCGUACGAGCUGGAAGAGCUGAGGGACAGCAAGAUGCCGACGGCCAGCGAAGAGGCUGUAGUGGACUUCGCUGACCUGGCUCUGGACUGCAUCAAGUCUCCCGGCAAACGGCGACCCACCAUGAAGGAUGUGGCAUACCGCCUCAGUGCCCUCAUUGACAAGCAUUGUCCCGACAAGGAGGACGAGUGGGAAAGUGUUGCAGAAGGAGAGAGUUCAACCAACAAAAAUAUCUCUUCCAGGAGUGUUUCUGCUUUGUUGUUUGGAGACAGUGGGAGGGAGGCUGAAAGGUCUCAUGGCUCACAUUCUGAUGUGAUCUCAUUUGUGGGAUUAGCUCGAUAA